GUUAUGCAUGGUGGAUUGUUUGAACGUGAUAAUGUUACAUUAGAUGAAAUAAGGAAAGUUUCUCGAGAUCGUCAACCUGAUGAAGGCACUAUAAUGUGUGACUUAUUGUGGUCUGAUCCAAUGGAAGCUGAAGGUCGAACUCAUUCUAAACGUGGAGUCGGUUGUCAGUUUGGUCCCGAUAUCACUGAAAAGUUCUGUAAGCAGAAUGGUCUAGACUAUAUUAUUAGAAGUCAUGAG
Schistosoma turkestanicum is the source of this 237-nucleotide messenger RNA. NCBI's taxonomy places the organism in Eukaryota, Metazoa, Platyhelminthes, Trematoda, Strigeidida, Schistosomatidae. The record is from the annotation of a GenBank genome assembly.